UGUGAGGCUCGGCGCGGUCCCGCGGGGCCUGGCGCUGUAGAGGGGCCUCUCGCUUCCUGGCCCCAGCUGGCUAUGGCCCUGUGUGCUUUUCGGAUCCCGGGUGGACCUCACCAUUCGCCGGCCUAGUCCCUUCCCGAGUCUAGGCCUCUGGAAUCCUGUCACAGUGGGGGCUGAGGCAGAGGGAGACUGACCCACCGAAAGUGGGGCCACAGGACAGGUCCCUGGGGUUGGGUCUGGGGCAGCCGCUGGGGCCAUCUUGGCAUCCUGCAUCCCUGGCUGCUAGGGCCAUUAGAUCCUCCGGCCCGUCCCUGGAGUGGGCGCUAGGUGGGGUUAUGGCCGCGGAGAUCUGCAGAGAAAACGGGAGCGAGCCUGUGACUGUGUCCCCUCAUGACCUCCAGGACUUUGGAACCGGUCGCUGUUAGCGACCGCGCAUGAAUCUUUAUCCAAGUGCUUGUAACGUUUCAUUUAUUUGCUACUGACUGUGACCCUGCCUGAGAGCGCUGAGGUGGAGUGGGCGCAGCCGUCGGGGUGUCAGCAGAUCCAGCAGAGGGAGCCCCAGGAGCUGGGCCUGUGGACAAGGACUGGGCCCAGGCUCUGCUCCAGGGUGUGCGGGAGGGGGAAGGAUAUGUGGAACCUGAAGAAGAGGUGCUGUCCCCUCCUGCUGGGCAGGGGUCAUCACUAAGCUGUGACUCAUCUGUCUGUGGUCAAGCCAGACUGCACUGUCUACCAUGGUGACCUCACCUGCCUGCCAUCCCAUCCCAGACAAAUCAGAGCUGUCUUGCAGGCCCUCUGGGGGCACAUGUCCUUGGACCUGGACCCUAACCCUAACCCUUGGACCUUGGCUAGAGGGCUGCAGUGGACUCCCAGUGGGAGGACUAGUGCCUGGGUUGGGCAGUGGCAGACCUUGGCUGGCUCUCCUAACUCUUUACUGAGCAGCCCUCAGCUGGCCCCAGACCCCUGAGCACCAGCACCCUUACCUAGCCCCCCCCCCCAGGCGGCCAGUUUUCCACCACCAAACCCAGACCAGUUUCCUGUAGGCUCACCCUGCUCCUCCAAGCUGCUGUUAGAAACCUCACCCCACCCACUCCCUGGAAGCCCAUCUGCUCUAGCCCCUCCCCUGGCCUUCCAAGCCACUGCCCAGCUGGGCACCCCUCCUCUUGCUGGGAGCCCCUGCAGCCCUCUAGCCAGUCUCUGGCUCCUGCUCUGACUCCAGUUCACUGCCACAGGGACCCUUCCAAAAUGUCCCUGUGAUGCUCUGCUCAGAACUCUGCAAGGGCUCCUACUUCAGUCCGUCAAUGUCCCAUCCUCACAUGGGCACAAGACCCCCCAAAACACACCUUGUUCAUUCUGCCUGAGCCCCUACCAUGAGCUCACACCUACCUCAGGACCUUUGCAUGUGUGUACAUCACUGGCGUGUCCUGUCACCUGGCAGGCCUUUGAUGUUACUCUGAGAGGUCCUCUCUCUUGACCCUUUGCCCCCUUUGCUCCCACUCCUGUCACAUCCCUUCCAACAAACAUCUGACAGCCUAUUAAAGAUCCACAUGGUUGUCUGAUGAUACCCAUCCCUCUUGAACCUGAGCCCUGUGGGAAUUCGUUUGGACUGAGGGUGUGGGGAGAUCCUCCACCUUCCUGACCUGCCCGUUCAGUUGCUUCUUGGGAGGAUGGGAGGAUGGUGAGGGUGCCAAAUGUGGGGCCCUUGCCUCCAGGAGGUGCCGAGAACCAGGUUCUGCCUGGCACUGUACCAGUCCUCUGCUCCAGGCCAGCCAUCCUCAGGACGCGCCCCCCCCCCAGUCCUGUUGUGUGGCUCCUGCCCGGCUUCCUGCCCCUCCACCCCAGGCUCCCAUUUCUGAAAGGCCUGGACACAUGAGGACACUGGUUGGUACCAGGCUGUGGGUGACUGACAGGCUUCCACAGUGUUGGUGUUCCAGAGGGACGGGCAUGGGCACCCUGGAGCCACGUUCAGCCUGGCACCUUAUCGUUUCCUCCCUGCCUGGGAGCGGCAGUGGUUCCAGCCCAGGGCUGCCAGAUGCAUGGCUGUCCCCAGCACCUCCUCUCCUUCAGCAAGGGGUCGGCCGGACAGGGCCUGAGCUACAACUUCACCCACCUGGACGGGUAUCUGGACCUCCUCCAAGAGAACCAGCUGCUCCCCGGCUUUGAGCUGAUGGGAAGCCCUUCAGGAUGCUUCAGUGACUUUGAGGACAAGCUGCAGGUGGUGAAGUGGAGGGACCUGGUCUCUCUCCUGGCCAGGAGAUACAUAGGUAGGUACGGACUAGCGCAGGUUUCUAAGUGGAACUUCGAGACAUGGAAUGAGCCAGACCACAAGGAUUUUGACAACGUGUCCAUGACCACUCAAGGCUUCCUGAACUACUAUGAUGCCUGCUCUGAGGGUCUGAGGGCUGCCAGCCCUGCCCUACGGCUGGGUGGCCCCGGCGACUCCUUCCACCCGCCCCCGCGGUCCCCGCUCUGCUGGAGCCUCCUGGGGCACUGUGCCAACGGCACCAACUUCUUCACUGGCGAGGUGGGCGUGCGUCUGGACUACAUCUCCCUGCAUAAGAAGGGCAACGGCAGCUCCAUUGGCAUCCUGGAGCAGGAGGUGGCCACCGUGCAGCAGAUCCAGCAGCUCUUCCCCACGUUCAAGGACACCCCCAUCUACAACGACGAGGCAGACCCGCUGGUGGGCUGGUCACAGCCACAGCCGUGGAGGGCCGACGUGACCUACGCAGCCAUGGUGGUGAAGGUCAUCGCCCAGCACCAGAACCUGCUGGUGGCCAACGCCAGCUCCCCAGUCCACUAUGCUCUCCUGAGCAAUGACAACGCCUUCCUGAGCUACCACCCGCACCCCUUCUCCCAGCGCACGCUGACUGCCCGCUUCCAGGUGAACAACACCCGCCCCCCCCACGUGCAGCUGCUGCGCAAGCCAGUUCUCACAGCCAUGGGGCUGCUGGCCCUGCUGGAUGGAGAGCAGCUCUGGGCAGAGGUGUCCCGACACAGGGUGGUGCUGGACAGCAACCACACAGUGGGCGUCCUGGCCAGUGCCCACCACCCUAAGGGCCCCACUGACGCCUGGCGUGCCACCAUGCUGGUCUAUGCAAGCGAUGACACCCGCACCCACCCCAACCGCAGCAUCCGCGUGACACUGCGCUUGUACGGGGUUCCUCCCCGCCCAGGGCUCCUCUACGUCACAUACCACGUGGACAACCGUCUCUGCAGCCCCCACAGCGAGUGGCAGCGCAUGGGCCGGCCCGUCUUCCCCUCCGCGGAGCAGUUCCGCCGCAUGCGCUUAGCUGAGGACCCUGUGGUUGCAGAGCCGCGCCCCUUCCCGGUCGGCAGCAGCCUGACGCUGCAUCCUGAGCUGGCGCUGCCUUCGCUCCUUCUGGUGCACGUGUGUGCGCGCCCCGAGAAGCCUCCUGGCCAGGUCACCCGCCUCCGUGUCCUGCCCUUGACCCGAGGGCAGCUGGCUCUGGUCUGGUCGGAUGAGCGCGUGGGCUCCAAGUGCCUGUGGACUUAUGAGAUCCAGUUCUCCCUGGAUGGUGAGGUGUACACCCCAGUCAGCAGGAGGCCAUCCACUUUUAACCUCUUUGUGUUCAGCCCAGAGACAGCUGUUGUUUCUGGCUCCUACCGCGUGCGAGCACUGGACUACUGGGCCCGGCCGGGCCCCUUCUCCGACCCCGUACCAUACCUGGAGGUCCCUGCCUCAUGAGGGACCCAUGAGCCUGGUGAACUGCUGGCUGGUCAUAGGGUGCCAGCUCCUUUUGUCUCCCACCUCACAGUUUAAAGAGCCUUUCUACCUCACA
Marmota flaviventris (yellow-bellied marmot) is the source of this 3794-nucleotide messenger RNA. The record is from RefSeq and is a predicted model, not a curated record. NCBI's taxonomy places the organism in Eukaryota, Metazoa, Chordata, Mammalia, Rodentia, Sciuridae.